Molecule: messenger RNA, 1373 nt
Organism: Fragaria vesca subsp. vesca
Lineage: Eukaryota; Viridiplantae; Streptophyta; Magnoliopsida; Rosales; Rosaceae
Product: transcription factor AS1-like
Exons: 2
Coding region: 300-1373 (357 amino acids)
Source: RefSeq, a predicted model, not a curated record
GGUUUCUCUCUCUAGGGUCUGCCUUGGAGUUUGACUGUUUGAGUCGUCGUCCCACCAGCCUUUCCUUUGUUUCAUUCUCUCUCUCUUUCUCUAGCAUUUAAUUCAGUUAGAGAGGAAUAUAAAUUUUCCAUUUUUUCUUUUUGUUUUUGUGUUUCUUUCCGGUUUUUAUUAUCCCAACGUCUUUAGAGCGAGGAGGAGAUGCGUCGAAGACGAAGCUCGGGUCUCAGGUGGAGGAGUUGAAGCACAAACAUACAUUAUGAAGCGUUUCGGUUUAAGGCAAUGGACAGUGGUAUUUGCUCAUGGAAAUGAAGGAGAGGCAGCGUUGGAGACCUGAAGAGGAUGCAUUGUUGCGUGCAUAUGUGAAACAGUAUGGACCAAGGGAGUGGAACCUUGUAUCACAGCGCAUGAGCACACCCCUAAACAGGGAUGCCAAAUCUUGCUUAGAAAGGUGGAAGAAUUAUCUAAAACCGGGCAUCAAGAAAGGGUCUCUUACUGAAGAGGAACAGCGUCUGGUCAUUUGCCUUCAAGAGAAACACGGUAACAAGUGGAAGAAAAUCGCUGCUGAAGUCCCUGGUCGAACUGCUAAAAGAUUAGGCAAGUGGUGGGAAGUGUUCAAAGAGAAGCAGCAGAGAGAACAGAAGAACAACAAUACAGUUGUGCAGCCUAUUGAGGAGGGCAAGUACGAUCGGAUUCUUGAAACUUUCGCUGAGAAGCUAGUGACGGAGUGUCCAGCCCCAUAUCUCAUGGCCACUUCCAAUGGGGCCUUUCUUCACAACGAAGCGUCUCCAGCUCCAUCAAUGCUUCCUCCCUGGCUUUCAAAUUCAAAUGGCCCCUCACAUGCUAGAGCACCAUCUCCUUCUAUUACCUUGAGUCUGUCCCCUACAGUUGCACCCUCUCGAACCUCUCCUCCAAUCCCCUGGCUGCAGCCUGAUAGAGGACCCGAAAACAGUUUUGCAUUGAACAAUCUGCCUCCUCAUGUUUCAGUCCCUUGUGGAGAAAAUUAUGUGAUAUCUGAGUUGGUGGAGUGCUCAAGAGAGUUGGAGGAAGUGCACCGUGCUUGGGCAGCACAUAAAAAGGAAGCGUCUUGGAGGUUAAGAAGGGUAGAGUUGCAAUUGGAAUCAGAGAAGGCUUGUCGAAAGAGGGAGAAAAUGGACGAGAUUGAGGCGAAGGUGAAGGCUCUAAGGGAAGAGCAGAAGGCUGCUCUGGAUAGGAUCGAAGCAGAAUACAGGGAACAAAUAGCAGGACUAAGGAGAGAUGCCGAAAUAAAGGAGCAAAAGUUGGCUGAUCAAUGGUCUGCAAAGCAUAUGCGUCUCACUCAGUUUCUUGAGCAGAUGGGCGGCAGACCUAGGCUUGCUGAGCCUAAUGCCCGGUGA